AUGGUGCACUACAAGCUGUGGUAUUUCCCGGUGAGGAAUCUGGCCGAGGGCUCGCGCAUGGUCCUGCAUUAUGCGAAUGUGCCGUUUGAGGACUUCCACAUUCCUUUCAAUGAGUGGCCAACGACUUAUAAGAAUAGUAAGCCAUUACUGUUUAAUUUUCUUGAACUUUAUUGUAAUAAAGUUAUGAAUUUAUAGAGACGCCGUAUGGAAAAAUCCCAGUCCUGGAGGUGAAUGGAAAGCCAUUGUGCGAAAGCUCAACGAUUCUUAGGUUCCUCGCCAAGCAGUAUGGUAAGGAAAACGUGAAAAAAGGAAGACCACACUUGCGGGCAACCACUUUGCGGGCAGCUAGAAGAACCAAUGAUUUUCUGAAAAACCUCGGCGAGUUUUAGGGGUUUAGGUCAAAAAUAAUUCUUCAAAACUUUGGGAAGGCAUUGAAAGGCCAAUUCAAAAUACAUUUUUUUGAAACUCAAUUGGCUGAAAACGGCGAGUCCCAGCUCAAGAAAACUCUAAUUUUUUUGAAAAUCGGCCCAGUCUCCGCGGAGAAAUCCGAAGAAAAAAGUUAUCCGUUUCUACUGGCCCACCCUGUACAACAGGAAAUCCAAACGAUGGAUUUGGCAGUUAGAUGUAGCAAAUUAAGUUUUCAGGUCCAUAAGUGGCUUAAAUAGUUACCACAAGAUUAAACAGCCAUUUCUAAUGUUUCAGAAACCAUUUUUCUGAAAACAAAUUUCCAUAACUUUGAAAGUGGUGGAUGAAUUCAAUAGAUUCGUAUGUUUAUCAAUACCAGGGAGACGUCAAUGCAAAAUUUCAAAUAUAUUUACUACAUAGAUUACGGGAAAAAAUCGUAAUUCUAAUCGGAAAGGGCCGGCUGCCCGCAAAGUGGUUGCCCGCAAGUACAUAUAAUGCUGAUUCUACAUACAGUGAGCGACCUGAUCCAAUGGCAAAAAACGUUCCAUUUUGCAUCCAGAAAGUAUCACAAAAUGUAGCAAAAUACCUCCCUCUCCAAGUGCAAAAACUCCGAUUUCACUAAUGUAAGCCCGCACGCUCUUUUUGUGAGGGAAAGGGCGCGCCCUUCAAAACAAAGUUUUUUCACUUGUAAGGAGAAGCAUUUUGCCACAUUUUCUGAUAUUUCCCGGAUGCAAAAUUAUACGUUUUUUGCCACUGGAUUAGGCCCUUCACUGUAAAUGGGAAGGCCUAACUUUGGCCCACUUCCAGGCCUCGCCGGCAAGAACCGCUGGGAAAAAGCGAAAGUCGACGAAAUCCUCGAACUCCACAAAAGCGAGUACAACGAAAUAAUGGAGUGGAUAAUGGUCACCACCGGCUUCAAGGAGGGCGACAAAGACCGCCUCUUCCACACCAUGGCCAAGCCCGUCUGCGAGCACUACUUCAACAUAUACCAUCGUAUCUUGAAGGAGAACGGAAGCGGGUUUUUGGUGGGCAAAAAACCAACCGCUGCCGACUUUUUCGUGGCGGAUUACCUGCACACGCUUCACAACCUGAAGCCCGAACUCUUCGAAAAGCAUCUCGAUUUGGUCGGGUUUGUGAAACGGAUCUACUCUCUACCUCAGCUGAAGGCGUACAUCGAGAAACGCCCAGAAACCCCGCUUUGA
Messenger RNA from Bursaphelenchus xylophilus (pine wood nematode), 1607 nucleotides. The record is from the annotation of a GenBank genome assembly. NCBI's taxonomy places the organism in Eukaryota, Metazoa, Nematoda, Chromadorea, Rhabditida, Aphelenchoididae.